AUGCCCGAACUUCAGGCAAAGUCGAGAUCAUCUGCCGAAAGAGCUCUUCUGGAUCCAUUAUUGCCUUCAUUAGGCGUCGGAACUGCUACAGGAGCAUUGGGCGUGGCCUAUGGUACUGUAGCUGGUAUUCUUGUUUCGACUCCAAGACCGCUGCUGUAUUCAUCUGUGUCUGGAGUGCAAUGGUUUUGUGCAGGAUCAACCUACUUUUACUGUCGUAGUGCUUUACUCGCACAACCAUCACUGUCCGCAAACAAUGACCUCCACCGAGUGGUUGCCAGUGGUAUAGGCGGGUCAUGUGCUGGAGCUGUGGCCGGAGCAUUCUUACCGAAGGGAGCCAUACGCUCAGGUGGCAUCAUCUUUGGAGUACUAGCAGCCGUCACCCAAGCCGGGCUGAAUUUUGCGCAAGGGUCGUCCAUUGGCUUUCCUUCAAUUCUACAACGUGGCCUUGCAGGUCUCAUUCCGAUGAAGUCACUCUCCGAUAAGGAAUAUGAGGACUUGCUUCUGAACAAGUUAAUCAAAGUCGAGGCGGAGAUCUCAAUCCUUGAUGAUCAAAUAGCGAACUUACGGACCGCAAGCAAACAGCAGAUGCCAACAAGUAUUGAGCAUACUCACGACAGCACAAAGUGA
Messenger RNA from Exophiala viscosa, 627 nucleotides. RefSeq lists its product as uncharacterized. Bases 1 to 627 code for a protein of 208 amino acids. The record is from RefSeq and is a predicted model, not a curated record. The transcript has 4 exons. Lineage: Eukaryota; Fungi; Ascomycota; Eurotiomycetes; Chaetothyriales; Herpotrichiellaceae.